Molecule: messenger RNA, 447 nt
Organism: Panicum virgatum (switchgrass)
Lineage: Eukaryota; Viridiplantae; Streptophyta; Magnoliopsida; Poales; Poaceae
Product: zinc finger protein ZAT8-like
Exons: 1
Coding region: 1-447 (148 amino acids)
Source: RefSeq, a predicted model, not a curated record
AUGAAGAGGCUGGCGUUCGGACAAGAAGAGCCGGCGGAGCUGGGCAUCAUCAGCGUGGCCGAAGGGGUCAUGCUGCUGCUCGCGCGCGGCGGCGGCGGCGGCGGCGGCGAGCCAUCGGCCUCGCCGCGCGUGUUCGAGUGCAAGACGUGCAGCCGCCGGUUCAUGUCGUUCCAGGCGCUGGGCGGGCACCGCGCGAGCCACAAGCGCCCGCGGGCGAGCGAGGCCGCGCCGGCGAAGGCCCGCGCGCACGGGUGCGCGGUGUGCGGCGUCGAGUUCCCGCUCGGGCAGGCGCUGGGGGGACACAUGAGGCGCCACCGCGCCGUGGCCGAGGAGACGGACAGCGCCACCGCCGCCGCUUCCCGCGGGCUAGCCGAAGCCGAGACGAAGCCCGACCAAACGAGAGGCCUGCUGGGCCUGGACCUGGACCUGAACAUUGCCCCCUCAUGA